This is a messenger RNA of Danio rerio (zebrafish), 1347 nucleotides long. Lineage: Eukaryota; Metazoa; Chordata; Actinopteri; Cypriniformes; Danionidae. The record is from RefSeq and is a predicted model, not a curated record.
AUAUCAAGCCUAUAUCUUCUAAAUGCAAAUGUGUUCUAGCUUAUAGAUAUUCUAUAACUAACAUACCAAUUCUGACAUCUAAAAAAAACUAUAUUUAUUUUCACAGGACCUUCAAGUUGCAUUAAAAAGUGCACUGAGAACAAAGUUCAUGUUAAUAUCUGACUGCCAUAAUACACCAUGUUUGUUUUGAAUUAUUCUCCGAUUGCCAAGUGCCUGUCAGUGUAUAAUCUCCACACUUAUAGAGUUUAUACAUCAUUAACCACAUGUAGCCUAAAUAGUGCACUACUUAGACACUAAAUCACAUUUAUGAUCAGACCACAAGUGAUCAUAUACAGAAUAAACAAUAACAAAAAUAAUGAGGGUAUAUGAAAACUGCUCAUUCACUGAUAUAAAGGGAUGCAGUGCAAAGCAAGACUAUAGUACUAGUUAGUGUACAGUAAAUAAGUAUCAUUGCAGUACAGCACUGUUGGCAGAGAGCAGGCUUGUGCUCCGUUAAACAGGCUGUGAAAUUGAAAUCAUGUGUUGGUCCUGCUGUUUUUGGGGCAGGUUCUCUUCAGAAGAACAGAUUACUGUUGUUUUGCUCUCUCAGGCUGCACAUACGCUGAGGAAAAAAUGGAUCUCAAAGCUGUCAAGUUUCUUUUGUGCGUCAUUUGUUUGGUGAAGUCCAGUCCUGAGCAGAGCCUGACAAAGAGGAAGAACGGGAAAAAAGAGUCGAACAGCGCUGCUAUUGAAGAGCUGAAGAAACAGAUCGAUCAGAUCAUUCAGGAUCUCAAUCUGCUGAAGGAACAACAGGCCUUACAAACAGUGUGUCUAAAAGGCUUCAAGAUCCCAGGCAAAUGCUUUCUUGUGGACACAGUGAAGAAAGAUUUCCACUCGGCCAAUGAUGAUUGCAUUGCUAAAGGAGGGAUUCUCAGCACUCCAAUGUCCGGCCAUGAAAACGACCAGCUCCAGGAGUACGUCCAGCAGACCGUCGGCCCAGAAACACACAUCUGGCUGGGGGUCAAUGACAUGAUAAAGGAGGGUGAGUGGAUAGACUUGACAGGCUCACCAAUACGCUUUAAGAACUGGGAAUCGGAGAUUACACACCAGCCUGAUGGAGGACGCACACACAACUGCGCUGUCCUGUCCAGUACGGCCAACGGGAAGUGGUUUGAUGAGGACUGCCGUGGAGAAAAGGCGUCUGUGUGCCAGUUUAAUAUCGUUUGAAUUAUUAAAGGGGUGGUAUUAGAGGGGUAGCAGUGGUCCCCCAAGAAUAUGCAUGGCUCGCCUGAUAAUUCACUGAAAAAUCCUGUACAUUUAUGGUACAAUGCUAUUGGAUUAAAGUGCUGUCAAUUUCACAAUGCUCAA